GUGUUGCUUCGCCCAGCCGAAAGGCAGAAGUUGAGAGGAGUUGGUAGCUGCCUCAGGCCGGCCGGACUUCGCGAGCAGCAGAGAGGAGAAGCCGCCGCCUCCGCCGCGGAGCCUUCGGGGCUGCCUCACUCCUGCUUAGCCCGCAGCGCGGGAGGAGACGGGUGGGGAGGGGGUCGGGUGCGCGAGAAGAACUUGAAAGUGUGAAGGAAUCCGAAGCAGAUGAGAAGGGAGGAAAAUAAAACAAAGUGGAGACUGCAGAAAAGACUCAACCGUGGUUGAUUGUAUCGCCUGACGCUCCAGCAGAGGGGCUGGGUUGGGGUGUUUUUUUAUUUUAUUUUUUUCCCCAUUCUCUCUCCCUCUUUUUUAAAGCUACACCAGCUCUCUCUUUCUCUACUAUCUCUGUAUCACCAAACCCUUGCUGGCUCUUAUGGGCAUGAAACACUCCUCCCGCUGCCUGCUCCUAAGGAGGAAAAUGGCGGAGAACGCUGCCGAGAACACCGAGGUGAACAGUCCCCCAUCCCAGCCCCCUCAGCCUGUCAUCCCACCCAAGCCUGUGCAAUGUGUCCAUCAUGUGUCCACCCAACCCAGCUGCCCAGGGCGAGGCAAGAUGUCCAAGCUGCUUAACCCAGAAGAGAUGACCUCAAGAGAUUAUUACUUCGACUCCUAUGCCCACUUUGGGAUCCAUGAGGAAAUGCUGAAAGAUGAGGUGCGAACGCUCACUUACCGCAACUCCAUGUACCACAACAAGCACGUAUUCAAGGACAAAGUGGUGCUGGACGUUGGGAGUGGCACUGGGAUCCUUUCCAUGUUUGCUGCCAAAGCUGGGGCCAAGAAGGUGUUUGGGAUUGAAUGUUCCAGUAUUUCUGACUACUCAGAGAAGAUCAUUAAGGCCAACCACUUGGACAACAUCAUCACCAUAUUUAAGGGUAAAGUGGAGGAGGUGGAGCUGCCUGUGGAGAAAGUGGACAUCAUCAUCAGUGAGUGGAUGGGCUACUGUCUAUUCUAUGAGUCAAUGCUCAACACAGUGAUCUUCGCCAGAGACAAGUGGCUGAAACCUGGAGGGCUUAUGUUUCCAGACCGGGCAGCUUUGUACGUGGUAGCAAUUGAAGACAGACAGUACAAGGACUUCAAAAUCCACUGGUGGGAGAACGUCUAUGGCUUUGACAUGACCUGUAUCCGGGAUGUUGCCAUGAAGGAGCCUUUGGUGGACAUCGUGGACCCAAAGCAAGUGGUGACCAAUGCCUGUUUAAUAAAGGAGGUGGACAUUUACACAGUGAAGACUGAAGAGCUAUCAUUCACAUCUGCGUUCUGCCUGCAGAUACAGCGCAAUGACUAUGUCCAUGCCUUGGUCACCUAUUUUAAUAUCGAAUUUACCAAGUGCCACAAGAAAAUGGGGUUUUCCACAGCUCCUGACGCCCCCUACACUCACUGGAAACAGACUGUCUUCUACUUGGAAGAUUACCUCACAGUCCGGAGAGGGGAAGAAAUCUAUGGAACCAUAUCCAUGAAGCCAAAUGCCAAAAAUGUGCGGGACCUCGAUUUCACAGUAGACUUGGAUUUUAAGGGACAACUGUGUGAAACAUCUGUAUCUAAUGACUACAAAAUGCGUUAGCACAUGUGGGAAGCUGCAGAGAGCAAGCGAGCGAGAAAAGAAACUCUCACCUCAGUCUGCUGCACUUGUACUAAGGAAACCUGUUUGCAGGACUACACACUUGAAACCUGGAGUUGUAAACUCUGCCUGGAAGAUUGCUGAACUCAUCAGGGCUCUCGUGGGCCUUGCCUCUGGACAGAGAACCUCCGGCUCCUGGGCUCUGCUCAGGCAGCCUUUCACAAAGGCUUUGUUGCCGCCAACAAAGAACAACCUUGAGUGCUGUGGCUGGUUCCCCAAGGAUGGAAAAGUACACAUGUAUACCCAUUGUCCUCCUUAACUGUGAAUCUCUGGAUCUUCCAAGUUUUGCAUGCUGCAGGCAUCUAGGACAGAUUGCUUCCACUAGAACCCGGAGACAUAGUGUCUUUGAUAGCAUAAGCGAGAUUAUCUGUCUGUGUGGUGGCGUGUGUGUGUGUGAAUGUGCCUACAGCAUAUGUAUUAGUUUAUUUACCCACAGCAGCUGUAUAUGCUUGCAUAUACAACCAAGUGGGUAUACUUAUGUGUUCAUUCAGAGGGGUGUGUGUGUGUGUGUGUGUGUGUGUAGAAUAUAUAUUACUCUCAGAGGAGAUUCUGUUGCUUUUGAAUAGGAAUUUGUUUUGUGAUUAGUUCCUCCCCUUUCCCCACUCCUUAACAGAUGUUAAGCAGCUAUGAAAUAUUCUCUGUAUUAGCUCUGGUCUCCUUUUGAUUAGACCGUGGCUCUGAACCCUGAGAUAGACCACGCACCCUGUGGGCGCUCAAUAAAUAUACAUGAGA
Messenger RNA from Orycteropus afer afer, 2401 nucleotides. RefSeq names its product protein arginine methyltransferase 8 (gene PRMT8). Gene Ontology annotation, biological process: peptidyl-arginine methylation. NCBI's taxonomy places the organism in Eukaryota, Metazoa, Chordata, Mammalia, Tubulidentata, Orycteropodidae. The record is from RefSeq and is a predicted model, not a curated record. Gene Ontology annotation, cellular component: plasma membrane. Gene Ontology annotation, molecular function: protein-arginine N-methyltransferase activity.